GCAUAGAAGACAUAUAUAGAGCAGAACUAGGCAGCCUUUGGCUAUGUAAAAUCUUGAAAAUCAAAAUUGAACAAACAAUUUUUAAAGUAAAUAAACAAAUUUUCCUAAAUUUAAAAGAAAAAAUGUCUAAUCCAGCGGGUGAAUGGUGUUUAAUCGAAAGUGAUCCUGGUGUUUUUACUGAAUUAAUCAAAGGAUUUGGUGUAAAAGGAGUUCAAGUAGAAGAGCUCUACAGCCUGGAUGCUGAGAGUUUUGAAAAUAUUAAACCUGUACAUGGAUUAAUAUUUUUGUUCAAAUGGUUCCAAGGAGAUGAACCAUCAGGAUCUGUUGUUCAAGAUAACAGGCUUGAAAAAAUAUUCUUUGCUAAACAGGUUAUCAAUAAUGCUUGUGCCACGCAAGCUAUUCUCAGUGUAUUAUUGAAUUGCUGCCAUCCUGACGUAUCCCUUGGCAAUACACUGUCUUCUUUCAAAGAUUUCUGUCAGACGUUUGAUGCCACUAUGAAGGGUCUGACCCUCAGCAAUUCUGAUGUCAUUCGUGAAGUUCACAAUAGUUUUGCUAGGCAACAAAUGUUUGAAUUUGAUGCUCGUCAGCCUAAUAAAGACGAUGACGUAUUCCAUUUUAUUGGCUAUGUUCCAAUAGAAAAUAGGUUGUAUGAACUAGAUGGAUUAAAAGAUGGGCCGAUUGAUCUAGGUCCGAUUUCUGGUGACUGGUUGGAUACUGUUAGGCCUGUCAUUGAAAAACGAAUUCAAAAGUAUAAUGAGGGAGAGAUUCAUUUUAAUCUUAUGGCAAUUAUAUCUGAUCGGAAAAUGCUCUACCAGAAAAGAUUAGAAGAAUUGAGUUCUGGUGGAAUGGAGGUAGAUGAGACAUUAGAUGAAGUUAAUAAAAUUCACAUGUUAAUAGCAGAAGAGGAAUUAAAACAAAAGCGAUAUAAAGUUGAAAAUAUCCGUAGGAAACAUAAUUAUCUUCCCCUCAUAAUGGAACUUUUAAAAAUUCUGGCUGAAGAAGGGAAACUUGUGCCUCUAAUAAAUGCUGCAAAACAAAAGGUUGAUGAAAGGAAAAAGAAAGAACAAGAGAUCAAACAAGUCCAAUAAAAUGUUUUAUUUCUUGUUAAUUGUGUGUUGUCAUCAUCUUAUUGUGAUAGUACCUUUCAUUCAUUAUACACUAACAUGGUGCGUUGCGUUUUUA
Molecule: messenger RNA, 1182 nt
Organism: Parasteatoda tepidariorum (common house spider)
Lineage: Eukaryota; Metazoa; Arthropoda; Arachnida; Araneae; Theridiidae
Gene: Uch-L5
Product: ubiquitin carboxy-terminal hydrolase L5
Biological process (GO): ubiquitin-dependent protein catabolic process; protein deubiquitination
Cellular component (GO): cytoplasm
Molecular function (GO): cysteine-type deubiquitinase activity
Source: RefSeq, a predicted model, not a curated record